Molecule: messenger RNA, 1227 nt
Organism: Neoarthrinium moseri
Lineage: Eukaryota; Fungi; Ascomycota; Sordariomycetes; Amphisphaeriales; Apiosporaceae
Exons: 1
Coding region: 1-1227 (408 amino acids)
Biological process (GO): maintenance of cell polarity; piecemeal microautophagy of the nucleus; endocytosis
Cellular component (GO): intracellular membrane-bounded organelle; membrane; cytosol
Molecular function (GO): oxysterol binding
Source: RefSeq, a predicted model, not a curated record
AUGACUAAAUCACAGUCGAAUUUAUCGCAGUUCAAAGACUUUCUAGCGUAUCUCGCGACCGUGAAGGGGGACCUGUCGAACAUCACAGCACCUCCGUUUGUGUUGUCGUCAAAGUCGGUUACAGAGAUUCCAGCAUCAUGGGCAGAGCGGCAUGAGUUGUUCCUAAAGCCAGCAUCUGAAGAGGACCCGGCCAAGAGGGCGCUACUCAUCCUCGAAAACUUCCUAUGUAGCCUGAAGCGCCAGGUGUACACCGCUGCGUCCGAGGAUUCAGACGGCGGCGCCAAGAAACCGCUCAACGCCUUCCUCGGCGAGCUGUUUUUGGGGACUUUCCAUGAUGCCGGUUCGGGGAGCACGACGCAGCUGAUCUCAGAGCAAGUAUCCCAUCAUCCUCCGGUGACGGCGUGUUUCCUGUACAACAAGGACCACGGGAUAUCAUCGUCGGGGUAUGUGGCUCAGGAGACCAGUUUCAGUCCCACGAGUGGCGUGACUGUCCAGCAGAUCGGACACGCGAUCAUCAGAGAUGAAAAGCACGGCGAAAGCCAUCUGAUGACGCUGCCGACCAUGGGCGUCAAGGGGCUUCUGACCGGCAAACCCUACCCAGAGCUUCAGGGUACCUGCUACAUCUCUUCAAGCUCGGGGUAUCUGGCGACGAUCGACUUUGAGGGGAAGAAGGCCCUGGGUCUCGGCACGAAGAACAGUGUGCAUGCAGAGCUCAGCAACGUGAGGGACAACGGGAAGGUUCUGUUUGAGAUAUCCGGUCAGUGGAAUGGUACAUUGAGUGUGAAGGACCUCGUCAAUGGAGGGAAGCCUGAGGAAAUCGACGUUGACGCCGUGCCGUACACUGAGCUGCAUGUCAAGCCGGUGGAGGAACAGAACGCGUGGGAAUCUAGAAGAGCAUGGCGUGGAGUUAUAGAUGGCAUUGAUUCUGGCGACAUGCACCUCAUCAGUGAGGAGAAGAAUAACAUAGAAGAAGCGCAGAGGGCAAUGAGGAAAGCCGAGAAGGAGGCCGUCGUGGAGUGGCCGAGGAUUUUCUUCCAUCAAUCGGGAUCUGACGAGGAAUUCGAUGUCCUAUCGAGGGCUGUCCCAGACGACGCAGCCAGAAACAUUGCGCAGGAUCGUACCGCGGGGGUGUGGAAAUUCAUUGGGAUCGAUGCCGCUGAGCGUUUGUUGAAGAAUGGUAUCUACCAUACCUCACUAGAGCCGACAGGACAGGUCAUACAGGAAUAG